This is a messenger RNA of Closterium sp. NIES-65, 936 nucleotides long. NCBI's taxonomy places the organism in Eukaryota, Viridiplantae, Streptophyta, Zygnematophyceae, Desmidiales, Closteriaceae. The record is from the annotation of a GenBank genome assembly.
AUGAAGUUAGGGAAAAAGAGCCGUUACAUCUGCCGGUCGAUGGACAAGUCCGAGGCCGCCUACUGCAUCGCUGUCGCCGUUUCGUCGUUCGACGGCUUCGUCAGCGACGUGGUUCUCGACGAGUUCGGUGGGGUCAAGGAGGAAGUGAUGGCGCAGUAUAAGGCGGACUGGAAUGUGGCGCGAUUGAUUCCGGGGGGCAUGUGGAUGGUCAUGUGGAGCCGAGGGGCGAACGUCUUCCGCGACAGGUUCCAACAGGUGGUCGCGGAAUACAACAGGAUAACCGAAGCCGACCGCGCAGCUCUCAUGUUGGCUCUUCGCCCGGCGGUGUGGUUCGGCGACCUUCCGGAGUCGACCGAGCCCGAGAAGGCCGCGAAGAAGAAGGUGGCGAGCGACAUGAUCGCACGCGUUUCGAUGUGUGCCGCCUUCGCACCGGUGGCCGCGAAAGUGUUGCCCAUUCCGGGCGUCGGGUCGGAGCGGUUGUCCGAGAUCCUCGCCGGUACUGCGGCCGCGGUGUGGUGUUUUUCGGAGACCAAUGCCACGGCGGAAGUAGCGGCCGGCGAAGGGGGGGCAGCAGCGACCGUGCGCGGAGCGUCCAACGAGUUCGCGAGUCGGUGUCGGACCGUCAUCGAGGCGGUGCUUAAGCGGGCGGCCUCCCGGGAGGUCGUCGUAGGGGAGGUCGCCGAAACGGUGACGAAGGACCUGCAGGCGGCUGUGCUGAGGUCGCUGCCUGAGGUCGGAGAGGAGCGCGAGCACGACGAGCUGAUCGCCCGUGUCAUGAUAGAGAACCUCGCCUUCUGGGGGGACUGCAAUGUCGGAGGCCCGAAGCUCAAGGCUCGCGGCGUCGAUUUGCCUAUCGACCCCCAGAUGAAGGUUAUCAUUCGGGACAGGGGGGCGAGGGGGCAGCAGCACAAAGGGAAGCAGGUCGCCGACGCCUAG